GGUCACGGUUGCGGUUACACGUGACUGCAUGGUCCAGUAGAUUUUUCUGGGAUCGUUGCUCGACUGAAGUGAGCAUGAUCGGUCAGAGAUUUCGCAGGGUGGACGGGUUAAGCCUCAACGUGUUGGCGUUGUCGUCACAGGCAACUUCACAAGUAGGCCUAUCUUGGUGCACUCUCCGCCUCCUGAAGCUGUUUGCUCGGUCGGCAUGGACUCAAAGAAAUGUUGAAGCUAGGGGGUCUGUGCUUCCAUCGCUCGAAGGUCAUCCAUCGGGGAUCCCUGCCUUCAAGAUGCCUAGAUCGGACGUUACCGGUCGGUGGAUGAUGGGAGAGAAUAAUAUCCAUCGGUUUGCACGAAGACACUUGUCUGCAAUUUCUUCUCUGGAAGACGAGAAAGCUACGCAUUUGGCAGAACAAGCAUCUUUGGAUGAAAAGGAGCUUAGGCCCUUUUCAGAAUCUGACCUGUCAGUGACAUCUCAGAUAGAGGAAGACCAAUCUGACACAGACGUGGAAGACGUUCCACCGGUGUUCCGAAAGCCUCGGACGAGCGAGGAUCUGGACCUUCAGAGCCCGCCUCUGCCGGCCUCGUUCAACCUUGCCCCUUUUGUGGACAAGUCUGAAACCUUACAGCAGUUGGUGAAGCUAGGUGUCGACUUGCACCGAAUUCAGACCAAAGGGAAGGGGGAAGAAUUGGCCAAGUUGGACUUUGAGAAGCAUGUUGCUCCUCUCAUCAGGUUUUUGAUGGAUCUGGAAAUAGAAACAGAGAGUCUAGGAUACAUCUUGAGCAAGAAUUUCUAUCUACUCUUGGAGGGCUUGGACACUCUGGAAGAGCGAGUUGCCUAUCUGAGAGCAAAAAAAUUCACCAACAACGAGAUUGGUGCCAUUGUUACCAGGACUCCCUUGUUCUUAUCCCUGCGUGUGGAGACAUUGGAUGAGCGGAUGGGUUGGCUGCAGAAGACCUUCCGCCUGAAAGGGGACGAGGUGCGUCUGGUGGUCGUCAAGCAUCCUCGUUUGAUCGUCCAGCCGAUGAUGCGUUUCAAGGGAUUGGUUUUUAGUCUCCAUGAAGAACUUGGCUUCUCGUUGCCCCAGAUGAAGGAACUGCUUCUCGGUGUCCCGAAGCUCUUCACAAUUUCUACAAAACACCUGAUGGACCGGUUCGCGUUCUUCCACCGGGAGGUGGGGAUGAAGCACGAGGACUUCCUUUCUUGGCCGCAAGUCCUUCAGGCGAGGCUGAGUCGGACGCGACCCCGCCACCUCUUCCUCGUCCGCCUCGACCGGGCGCAGUACGACCCGAAGCUGCCCCUUUACGUGUGCCUCAAGGAUCUGGUCGUCCUGGACGAUGCCACCUUCUGCACCGACAUUGCCAAAACCCCUGUGGAAAUUUACAACCGAUUCCUGAAGACUCUGUGAUGCGGACCGGCUCUCCCCGGACGUCUGUUUCCCGUCGACUCUAUCGUGCGCCGAGAUGUCAUGUCGAAUUCCUGCCGUUUGAUUAUAGUUUUUUUCUCAGAGA
Darwinula stevensoni is the source of this 1509-nucleotide messenger RNA. Lineage: Eukaryota; Metazoa; Arthropoda; Ostracoda; Podocopida; Darwinulidae. The record is from the annotation of a GenBank genome assembly.